AUGUUUGUGCAAUGGAAUAACUGUACGCAUAUUCGAAAACGUUUAUUCCCAUUUAUGUUUCAAGACCUUGGAAUGGGAUAUGGUAAAGAUUUUUUUCACGUUUAUUACUUGGGACAAAAAAUAUCCAAUGCUAAUGCUGAUUCAUUUGGCGUGUUAUCAGACGGCUACGCCGUAGACGCGUUAAAUGUUUAUUAUAAGGGUCAAGAAGUAUCUGGUGCCAAUGUUUACACGUUUCAAGUGAUUGGUCCGGGAACAGCCAAGGAUGCAUUUUACGUGUACCAUGCUGGAGAAAGAAUAAAACGAUUCUGA
Messenger RNA from Didymodactylos carnosus, 309 nucleotides. Lineage: Eukaryota; Metazoa; Rotifera; Eurotatoria; Philodinida; Philodinidae. The record is from the annotation of a GenBank genome assembly.